Molecule: messenger RNA, 1462 nt
Organism: Bacillus rossius redtenbacheri
Lineage: Eukaryota; Metazoa; Arthropoda; Insecta; Phasmatodea; Bacillidae
Exons: 2
Coding region: 307-1254 (315 amino acids)
Biological process (GO): regulation of transcription by RNA polymerase II
Cellular component (GO): nucleus; transcription regulator complex
Molecular function (GO): DNA binding
Source: RefSeq, a predicted model, not a curated record
AUUCUGCUUGUUUCUUUGUCUCGCUUAUUAUUUAGGGCCCUGACACACGAGCGACCGAGUCGCGCGACUGAGACGCGCGACUCGGUCGCCGGGAAAUCGCUUGCCAUAAGAUAGCAUGGGCGUGGGUGAGAACCUGGCACACGGGCGACUGAGCGCGUCUCCAUCGCGCGUCUGUCGCCAGCAGACGCGAAUCCCCGCGACAGAUCGCGGCGACCAGUCGUGCGGGAGCCUUGCACACGGGCGACUUUUAGCCGCGCGUCCGAGCGACUGUCGGUCAGUAUCUGGUUGUAUGUGCUGGCGAGGAAGAUGGCGUUCGAUUGUGACCGUUUUAUAAUCGAAAUAGAAUCAAGGCCAGCUAUUUGGGAUUCCAGAUGUGAUGAGUAUGCUAACAAAUGCAAAAAGGGAAAGGCAUGGGAAGAGGUGUGCGAUAUGUUCGUUGAGAACUUCAAAGCCAUGGAUAGCGUCCAUAAAAAUAAAGCAGCUGCAGAUCUGCAACGGAAAUGGAAGAAUCUACGUGACUGUUUCAGAAGAGAACUGGCUAAACAGAGGAAUUGUAAAUCAGGUUCUGCAGCAGAUGGCAGGAAACAAUAUAUAUAUUUCCAGCAGUUAACUUUCCUAUUGCCAGUAUGCGACACCAAACCUACAACAGAAGAAUCUCCAGACUUGCACACGCAAGCCACACCCGCAGCAGCUACAUCUACGGCACCUACUUCUCUUAAAAGAAAAAAACCGUCACCAGAAACAGAAGAACUUGAGCUACUUCAGUCGCUUAGAAGAAAUAUGGAAAAACGACAUGCAGGUAGAGAAGAAGAAGACAGUGACAGGCAUUUCUUGUUGAGUCUUUUGCCGUACUUCAAACGUCUGCCAGACGAUAUGAAACUUGAAGUUCAAAGCGACUUUUUAAACACCUUAAGAAGGUACAAUCAGGUGUCAAUUUCUGGUCAUCGAUGUCCUUCUCAGACUUCUGUCUACCCUCAUUCUUCUCCAUCAGUGAUCACAGGCCCAUCAUUUGUUUCGCUUCCAUACCCUAGUAGUAAUACAAGUACCUCUGGAGUACGCAACCAACAAUUUACACCCACCAUCAGUCAGUCUUACAACUACGGGUCUCAUUCAACUUCAGAAACAUCGCAGUUAAUGAGUCAACCCCAGCAGCCGCUGCAAUGCCACGCCUUAUCACCAAUGUCACCAGCAGCUUCCUCAUCAGUAUCUCUCCAGUCUGAUACGUCAAGUAUUUGUGAAGACUAUUUUAACUGAUACCUAAUAAAUUAUAAGACAUGUGACCUUCAUGGAAAGAGCAGUUUCAGUGAAUAACAAAUAAAUAUGUUAUCUAACAAUUUUCUUCUAAAUUUAUGAAAGAAUUUAUUUUCGUGUGCAAAACGAUAAACAUUUAUGUGUUGGAUCUUUGAGACAAUAUCGUGUCACGUAAUAAUAAAUGUUACUUAUUUGGGGUAUGUUCAGAAAA